Durusdinium trenchii is the source of this 1194-nucleotide messenger RNA. NCBI's taxonomy places the organism in Eukaryota, Dinophyceae, Suessiales, Symbiodiniaceae. The record is from the annotation of a GenBank genome assembly.
AUGGCGGCCAAAGCGCUGGAAGUGGGCGAUCGUGUGACUGUGGGGAACACCGAGUUGCUGGGCACGGUAAAGUUUCUGGGCACCACGGAGUUCGCUGCGGGCGAAUGGCUGGGCAUCGAGCUGGAUGAAAAGGCAGGAAAGAAUGAUGGGAGUGUGAAGGGCAAGCAGUACUUCGAUUGCAAACCUGAGCACGGCAUUUUCGUCCGGCCUACAGCAGUCACGCCCGUAAAGGUCUCUAUGCCGGCGCCAACCGCUUUGGAGGUGCCACCAACGACACGGCAGUCUGCUCCGCCCAUCCCUCGUGGGAGCGGAAGUUUAGUGCCACCCGAGAUGAUGAAGCCGAAGCGCCUCAGUCAGAUGGAAAUUGAGAAGGCUGGAGCUCAGCUGGAACUGGCCCAUGCCAUCGAGGACCAUGAUGUCGAGGGCAUCCGUCGUGUUUUACCAGUGGCAGUCAACUUGGAGCUCGAUCCAAAGGAGAUUGAAGCGGCAAAGCGUAUUUUGAGCUUCGAGGCCCAACAGGACAUGAUCGAGGAGGUGGAGACCAUUCGAAGAAGCAUUGCGUCUUUGGCGAGGUCCCUUGCCAAAGUCGAGGAGGCAGCGGCCGAGCCUCAGGUGGCUGGUCUCCUCCAGCGUUUAGGGCCAGAGUUGGAGAAGCGACUGUGGGUGAAGCUUCAGCCCAGCAUCGACCGGAUCUUGACAGGUGUCCUGGCCAAAGUCUCGCAGUUUCGAAGAACUUCAAGCGAAUUCCAAUGGUUUGAAGCCUACACCUUUGAUCACUUUGAUCUCAACGGAGAUGGCUACAUUAGCCGUGAGGAGUUUGAAGAGGUUCGAAGGAGAAUCUUGAGUGGCGAGCCACCAGCGGAGCGUCAGGUCGAGCGUAUCAGUGAAGCGGAGCUCCAAGAACAACAGGCAGCCGCCAGCAAGAUCCAAGCGAUUUACCGCGGCCGCGCUGCACGAGACCAGGCAGCUCCGAAGCAAAUCCAAGACGAGGUGCCACGGCCACGCACAGCUGAAGAAAAGGCUUUAGCCUUGGCUGUGUGCCACUCCAUCUACGCUCGAGCGGCUCUCCGACAGAAGGUCCUUGCUUUGGGGGAGGAUCACCAGCAAGCUGUGCGCACCGUGCCCCGGAUCGGUUUGCAUGUGUUCGACUCCGGAGUCACAGGUUUACUACGGGCUAUCUUGACUGCAGUCUAG